This is a messenger RNA of Xenia sp. Carnegie-2017, 623 nucleotides long. RefSeq names its product 60S ribosomal protein L9-like. Bases 27 to 593 code for a protein of 188 amino acids. Gene Ontology annotation, cellular component: cytosolic large ribosomal subunit; ribosome. The record is from RefSeq and is a predicted model, not a curated record. Lineage: Eukaryota; Metazoa; Cnidaria; Anthozoa; Malacalcyonacea; Xeniidae. Gene Ontology annotation, biological process: cytoplasmic translation. The transcript is spliced from 5 exons. Gene Ontology annotation, molecular function: rRNA binding; structural constituent of ribosome.
UUCCUUAUGAUCACGAUUGAUCAGCCAUGAAGACAAUUUUGGCAUCCAGAGAAGUUAUCAUUCCAGAAAAUGUUGAUGUUCAUGUCAAGAGUAGAACAGUAACAGUUAAAGGAGCUCGAGGAACAUUAAAAAGAACAUUUAAACAUCUUCGUUUGGAAUUACGGCUUUUGUCUAAAAAGAAACUAAAAGUUGAUGUUUGGUUUGCAUCAAGGAAGGAAUUAGCAUGUGUCCGUACCAUAUGUAGUCAUAUAGAAAACAUGUUUAAAGGUGUUACUUACGGAUUUCGAUAUAAGAUGCGUGCAGUUUAUGCUCAUUUUCCAAUCAAUAUAACUUGCACCAAUGAUGGAAAUCUUGUUGAGAUUCGGAACUUUCUCGGUGAAAAGUACAUUCGGAAGGUUCAGUUGCGACCCGGUGUAACGUGUGUUAAUUCUAGCACCAAAGAUGAAAUCAUUUUGGAAGGAAAUGACAUUGAACUUGUUUCCAACUCAGCUGCUUUGAUCCAACAGUCAACAAAAGUGAAAAAUAAAGACAUUCGCAAGUUCCUUGAUGGUAUUUAUGUCUCAGAAAAAACUACAGUUGUAUCAAUGGACUGAAACAUAUUGAAAUAAAAUGAUUGAAAAUCA